GUCCUGCCUGGCGGCGGCGCGUAUACACACGUGUCCUCUGAACCAAAAACCUCCGAACGCAAACACCGCCUUCCCAAUCAAUCCCAUUAAUAUAACCUGCGCCACAAAUCUCAUCUCUCCUCAAUCCUCAUUUGACGUAAUUCCCAGAUUCAAAAACACCCCAAACAAUCAAUCGAUGGGAAGAAUUAGAAACAGAGCGAAGCUGCUUAUGAUGAUUCUGUCUUUUGCCCUCUUAUUACUAUUUUGCCCUCCGGCCGCCACCGGAGGAGAAGACGGCGCGAGCGCAGCAGUGGUGGAGGCGGCCCGGGAAAGGCGGCACCCCGUCGUAGAGGCGGCCAUGGCACUGUUCUCUCUCCCCACCGCCUUCCCCCGCGCCCCUUCUUACUGGCUCAAGCUCUCUUCUUUCUUCAAACAGGGAAUGGGUUUCUUCUUCACUGCCCCAGAUCUGGACUUCAGGGGAAAUGGGGGAGUGCCGAAAGGGGCUGAGGAAGAAGGAACGGCCGGGGAGAAGGUGAAGGAAGCGGUGGUGAAGAGCAAAGCAGCCAUGGAGGACUCUGCAAAGUCUGCGGCGAAGUUGGCCGGGGAGGUGGUGGACAUGGCCGCCAAGAAUUUGAAGAUGACACUUUCAAGAACAUCAUCCCAACAAGACGAUGAUGAUGAUGAUGAGCUCUGAAUCUGUGAUAUAUUUAUGUACUUGCCAGAUUAUACACACUCUUGCUGUAAUCCAAGAAAAUAAAAAUAUACAGAUUUU
This is a messenger RNA of Cuscuta campestris, 751 nucleotides long. NCBI's taxonomy places the organism in Eukaryota, Viridiplantae, Streptophyta, Magnoliopsida, Solanales, Convolvulaceae. The record is from the annotation of a GenBank genome assembly.